Messenger RNA from Fusarium pseudograminearum CS3096, 624 nucleotides. RefSeq lists its product as uncharacterized. The transcript has 2 exons. Lineage: Eukaryota; Fungi; Ascomycota; Sordariomycetes; Hypocreales; Nectriaceae. The record is from RefSeq and is a predicted model, not a curated record. Bases 1 to 624 code for a protein of 207 amino acids.
AUGUCACGAGAAGAUCAAAAGUGUUAUUAUCCUAGUGGUGAUGAGGCAUCGAGUAAUCGCUACAGCGUAUGCGACUCAGAUGAGACGAGCUUUAAGACCUGUUGCCCCGCACCCUGGACGUGUUUAAAGAAUGGGCUGUGCGAAUCGCUCACGGGCAAAGCCAGGCCCAUUGCCAGUAUAGCUCGUGGUGCUUGUACAGACCAGAAUUGGUCUGGCUGCCCGUCAAUCUGUCCUUUGGAGCAAAGUAAUACUUCAGUUUAUGUAAAACAGUGCGACGAUGGCAAGUACUGCUGCCGCCCUAAUGAAAGUUACAACUGCUGCUCUGGGGGGGAUUUCCGGUUUUCACUCAAAGACCCUCGGAUGACACCAGUGGCUGCUAUAGCUGGUGGUACUGUGGGAAGUGUUGUUGGUGUUGCUAUCCUGGUAGGCCUAGGAUGGUGGUUCUGGAAGAAGAGAUCAACGAGGGACCAAGCUGGGAAUGGUGCUGUGGAUGAGAAUUCUUCAAAAGGAAGCCAAGUCGCUCACCCUUCAGUGGUAGAAAUUGAUGCUGGGCCAGAUAGUGUACUGGUUGAGUCGGAUGCACGAACUACACAGCCAAAUAGAAUCCAUGAGCUAGCAGCUUAG